CUACCAUACUUGAAGAUGAAAUGAGUGUGCAUAGCGAUGGAAGUCCUGCUUUUCUUCGAUAUACUUGAACUUGAACAUGAGACGGAGAGAAAAUUCUCCUAGAUGGUAUAUGUGUGAAUGGUAGCAGGGCAGAUUUGUUAAAGUUAGAAAAGAUGAAUUCUGUCUCGGACGCCAUCCAGCAGAAGCACAUCCGGAGCCAGAUUCUCGCAAAGGAGCUUACGCAGUAUCACCAGGUGCGAGCAAACGCAGAAGUGGAUCCUAGGGUACCACAAUGAGAACUGGUUGCAACAAGAGGAUUAGCAAGAAACACUGGCCACUUGAAUGAGAUGAGAGCCUUUAGUUGAGGAAUUAACGUUCCACACCGUUCCUUUUAGGCCAUAGAUAUCUUGCUGUAACAUACAGAAGACUUAAUAAUCCUUUUUCAGUUAAAAGAUGGUCAGAAGCAUUGGACCUGCAGGUCUUGAAUGUCUCCGAUGCUCAAAACGCUGGGAGUCAUGCGCAAGCGCUCGAAGCCCAACUAGCCCAAGAAUCUGCGGCGGCAUGGGGAGGGAGUGCUCCGAUAGAGGUAAUCGACCGCGAAUCGUUUGCUCUCUCCUUCGCCGACGUACACCGCGGUCGAAAGUCGGCGUACGGCAUAGAAUACACGACAAAUUACCAGUAUCGCAGGAAGACUUUGGAAGAGGCGCUCAUAGGCGAUUUGACGAAGCCCAUGGAUGUCAGACAGGCCCUGGGAUAGCAAACAGUGGUCGUCCAGCCUCAUAUGCUCUUUGAGAUACCUCUAUCUUUACUUAUCAAUGCGGGCAGGCGCUGGGGCACCGGAAGGACAGAAUCCAUGAUGGCGGUUUUCCAAUUAGGUUUUUCCACUUUACGAAUGUAGUAGAAGUUGUGACAAACAUGAUUAUUGAUGAGGAAUUCUGUACAGAGCAAAGACAGUGAAGAGGAAAGAGCAACGAAAUAUUCCACACACAAAGUGAAUUAUAUGCAGUACAAACUCCGCCAUGUGAAUGUCGAAACUAUGAAUACUUCAAAUUAAUAAUGAUUUUGUUUGAAGAGGCUUACC
Molecule: messenger RNA, 1060 nt
Organism: Amoebophrya sp. A25
Lineage: Eukaryota; Dinophyceae; Syndiniales; Amoebophryaceae
Source: the annotation of a GenBank genome assembly